Sungouiella intermedia is the source of this 1308-nucleotide messenger RNA. The record is from the annotation of a GenBank genome assembly. Lineage: Eukaryota; Fungi; Ascomycota; Pichiomycetes; Serinales; Metschnikowiaceae.
AUGGAAUCUAAGUACGUAGUGGAGAAAGGUCUACGAAGCGUCAAGCCGUAUUACUUUGAGUAUAAGACACCAUUCAAACCUCGAUGGGCUAACAUGACAGCCAAACAGGUCCUCUGUAAGGAAUUGGGCCAGGUAGACUCGGUGGUGGACCAAAGUAUAGACAGGGGCCAUAUUUACAUAACGAAGAAUAAUGGAAAGACUGGAGGGCCCGUAGCGAUCAAAUUUGACAUGGCAAGAACACAUAAGCUUCAGCCUCACGAUAUCAUCUACAACAUACAACAUAUGCAUGAGCCUAGUGUGAUUUGGGAAACUAAUCUCGGCAAUGGAGAUUUAGAUGAGGAAGCUGGAUGUCUUCGAUUACGAGUAACAGGACGGUUUCAUGCAGAGGUUCAGAAUGCCAGAAUGCUAAAAAGUGGCCUCUGUAUUCUUUUUGAAAACGAGGACGUAGUGGUUGUCAGCAAACCUGGAGGUGUAGCCACGCAUCCAAGCGGAAUCUACCGACUCAACACGUUAACGGAAAUCGUGAGACAAGAGUUGGGUCAAGAAGUAUGGCCAUGCCACAGGCUCGAUAAGGCCACUCUGGGUGUGUUGGUGAUGGCCAAAACUAAAGGUGUAUGUACGAAGAUCAUGGAAACUAUCAAAGACAAGGAAGAAUCGAUAGAAAAGCAUUAUGUUGCACGUGUGAAAGGCAAAUUCCACGAAGAGUACCGUUACUGUUGUCCGGUGUUUACGGUCAACUCUGCCAGCAAAGGAUAUAUUAAUGUUCCCAACGCUAAACAGGUGAGUACUGGUUCUACGACGAUAUUUCAGAAAAUCAAGUAUCUCGCAGCAACAGACGAGUCCAUUGUGAAAUGCCAGCCUAUUUCAGGUAAAAUGCAUCAGAUUCGUGUGCAUCUUCGGAAUCUUGGGUUCCCGAUCUCCAAUGAUCCACUCUAUAAUCCGAAAACUGAGGUGAACAGGAGAAAGAAUGAGAUUGAGAUGAUGAUUUAUAACAAGAUAUUCACCCGAUGGCCCUCGUUACGUUAUGGAAACAUUGAACAGGUUCCGCUGACAAUUGACGUCUCUUCGUUUAUUCUGGAAGAAAUACGUCUGGACAUAGACGGGUUGGCAGAUUUGAGAAAAGAGUUUGAAAGACAACAGGAGACACAAACUCUAACGACAGGUACAUCGUCAUUGUGUAAUGAAUGUGGGAGGCAGAUAUUCAAUAAUGAUCCAGAAACGGGAAUAUUUCUCCACUCGCUAAGGUUGAAGAGUCUUGGGGACAUGAACCUUGACUUUGCAACCGAAUAUCCUAAAUGGUGCGAAUAA